CGGGCCCGCCCCCUCACAUUGAGCUGUGUCUCCUCAGUACUGAAGGCGCUCGGACAGGCAAGGAUGGCUUCCUGGAGAAUGUGUCAGCUUAUGCUGCGGGCAGCUCCCCGCUCUGCCUCCGUCCCCAGGACUCUGAACCUCAGCAGAGCCUGCACCAGGGCCAUGAGCGCCGGCGGUAUUCCCACUGAUGAAGAGCAGGCCACUGGACUUGAAAGGAAAAUUAUGGUGGCUCUGAAGAAAGGCGAGGAUCCAUACAACAUUCUGCCGAAGGUAUCCUCUCCAGGGACGAAAGAGAACCCCCAUAUUGUGCCCUCCGUCAACAAACAGAGAAUGUUGGUUGUAUUUGUGAAGAAGACAAUUCUGCAGUUAUCUGGUUCUGGAUCCAUGAGGGAGAAGUAAACCGCUGUCCACAGUGUGGCUCUCAUUACAAGCUUGUUCCAUAUGAGCUUCCACACUAACAACUGUGACUCCUGAUACUGUCUGUAUCUUAUUAAACCCAGAGCAUUUUAUUAUUAAAGUCUUGACCUGUUAAAUGUGA
This is a messenger RNA of Rana temporaria (common frog), 538 nucleotides long. Its product is annotated as cytochrome c oxidase subunit 5B, mitochondrial. Gene Ontology annotation, cellular component: mitochondrial envelope. NCBI's taxonomy places the organism in Eukaryota, Metazoa, Chordata, Amphibia, Anura, Ranidae. Gene Ontology annotation, biological process: mitochondrial electron transport, cytochrome c to oxygen. The transcript has 4 exons. Bases 64 to 399 code for a protein of 111 amino acids. The record is from RefSeq and is a predicted model, not a curated record.